GGUUGGCAAUCUCAUGCUCCAUUGGGAAAUUUCACCCACUCCAGUCAAUUGUUCCAUUGUUCCAUUUAAUAUUAAAUCUUAGUGGUCUUUUUCGCUUUUUGAUAGCUGCCCAAUUAAGAAAAAUGCAAGCAAUAACAUUUCAGCAACCAUUCAAAGUAUUAGUAAAAACUGUCCCGUUUCCAAAAAUUAUACAAGAUACUGAUGUUAUUGUAAAAAUUAGUGUUGGUGGAUUGUGUGGAUCUGAUUUACAUAUAUAUAGAGGAAAUGAAGUUGGAAUUGAAAAAGAUACAAUAAUGG
Molecule: messenger RNA, 297 nt
Organism: Racocetra persica
Lineage: Eukaryota; Fungi; Glomeromycota; Glomeromycetes; Diversisporales; Gigasporaceae
Source: the annotation of a GenBank genome assembly